AUGGCUCCAGCAGAUCCAGAUGCAAACAGGCUACCAACGUCACCGGAAUUGAGCGAUGAAGAGCAUUUCUCAAUGCAUUCGGACAAAGAUAUAGAACGUGGGUCUCAAUUGACCAGUGGACGAAGAACCAAUGGCACACAAUCAUAUGAAGUGGCUUUUGGCGAGGAUUCCGCGGACCCAGAAGAUAUAGCUCGUCAUAUUAGCAUAGUCCGUCGAUAUUACAUUUCUUCUGUCAUCACCUUCACAUCAAUGGUGAUCACAAUGGUUUCGUCCUGUUGGACACUUCCCUCAACGCACAUCAUUGAGCACUUUCACAUCUCACAUGAGGUAAGCACAUUGGGAAUCACGCUAUAUGUGUUUGGGCUUGGUAUAGGACCCUUAUUUCUGUCCCCACUAAGCGAGCUGUACGGACGCAGAACCACAUUCAUAUACGCUCUGACGCUCAGCGUGAUAUGGCAGUGUUUGACAAUUUGGUCCAAGACCAUUACAGGCGUCAUGUUUGGUAGGUUCCUCUCUGGGUUCUUCGGUUCAGCCUUUCUUAGCGUGGCUGGUGGCGCCAUAGCUGAUAUCUUCGAUAAAGACCAGAUCGGUGUCCCCAUGGCCAUAUUCACCACAUCUGCCUUCCUAGGACCGUCUUUGGGUCCGAUCAUUGGUGGCGCCCUAUACCACGAAAAUUACAAAUGGACAUUUAUCACUCUUCUAAUCACAUCGGGAUGUUGUCUCGUUAUUAUCGUGCUGACCAUCCCGGAAACUUAUAAACCAAUGCUACUAAUGCGCAAGGCCAAGAGAUUAAGAAAAGAAGAAAACGAUGAACGCUACUACGCCGCCUUGGAAGUUACGCGUAAACAAACUUCUCUGCUUUCGGCGAUCCUACUAUCAACUAGAAGACCCUUUGGAUUGCUGCUACGGGACCCAAUGAUGGGUGUGCUUUGUUUCUACACUGGCCUAGAACUGGCAAUUGUCUAUCUGUAUUUUGUAGCAUUCCCGUACGUAUUUAAGAAACUCUACGAUUUUGGGCCCAUGGAGGUGGCAUGCUCAUAUAUCGGUAUCAUGGUGGGCAUGCUUAUCUCCGCCCCAACAUGUCUACUAUUCCAAAAAACGUUUGAACGGAGGGUCAAGAGGAAUAAUGGUGUCAAGACGCCCGAAAUGCGGUUCGAGCCAUUGUUCUACGGCGCCUUUUUGACCCCGAUCGGGUUGUUCAUUUUCGCCUUUACUUGCUACAAACACGUCCACUGGAUAGCACCCAUAAUAGGUAGUGCCGUAUUCGGUUCAGGCGUGUAUUUCGUCUUCACCGGUGUUUUCGCAUACACUGUGGACGCCUACAGAAGAUAUGCGGCCUCGGGGAUGGCCUGCAACACGUUCGUGAGGUGCAUAAUGGCCGGUGUUUUCCCACUCUUCGGGCUACAAAUGUAUAAGGCAAUGGGCGUGAACUGGGCCGGGUUCCUCUUGGCAAUGGUGACCGUAUUGAUGAUCCCAAUCCCGUUCCUGUUCACCAAGUACGGGGCCCGAUUGAGGGCCAAGUCGCCGUAUGCAUGGGACGAUUGA
This is a messenger RNA of Saccharomyces eubayanus, 1545 nucleotides long. RefSeq names its product Yhk8p (gene YHK8). Gene Ontology annotation, biological process: transmembrane transport. The transcript has a single exon. Gene Ontology annotation, molecular function: transmembrane transporter activity. Gene Ontology annotation, cellular component: membrane. NCBI's taxonomy places the organism in Eukaryota, Fungi, Ascomycota, Saccharomycetes, Saccharomycetales, Saccharomycetaceae. The coding region runs from base 1 to 1545 and encodes 514 amino acids. The record is from RefSeq and is a predicted model, not a curated record.